Pectinophora gossypiella (pink bollworm) is the source of this 2138-nucleotide messenger RNA. RefSeq lists its product as uncharacterized. The transcript is spliced from 9 exons. NCBI's taxonomy places the organism in Eukaryota, Metazoa, Arthropoda, Insecta, Lepidoptera, Gelechiidae. The coding region runs from base 196 to 2127 and encodes 643 amino acids. The record is from RefSeq and is a predicted model, not a curated record.
UGAUUACAUGAUCGUAAGGUGAAUAAACUAUUUUGCUAAUGUGUAGAGUUUGUCAAUUAUAUACCGGCGUGGUGGUACCUACGUACUUAUAUUUAUAAAUGGUUUCCCAUUGUCAUUGUCCGAAGCCAUCGAGAUUCUGUAAAGUAGGGAAUACCAUAUUGUAGAUAAUAACUAUACAAUGUAAUUUAUUUACAAAUGUUGGAGACAACAAAACUGUUAUAUUUUUUAUUUUUGAUAGUGUUUUUGUCUGAGUGUCAAGGGAAAAACUAUUGCGGGCUCAAUGUCUGUAAUAAUACUAAAGAGCAUACUUUAUGUAAAUUCCAGUCCGAAGAUCCAGCUCGUCACUGCGUCGGGUUUGAGAAAACGAUCAAAACUCAAAGAGAAAAGCAGGCUAUUCUGGACAAGCUGAACAGUCGUCGAAAUAAGGUGGCUGCAGGUGAAAUACGGUCAUUUCCUUCUGCUGAAAAUAUUAUGAAAUUGGAAUGGAGUGAUGAACUGGAACUUUCAGCACAACGAUGGGCGAACCAGUGCGUUAAACACAGCACCCCGGACAUCCGCGACACAUGUCGUGAUUUAGGCAACGUGUUCGUGGGGCAGAACAUUGCCACGAUAUAUGGUGAGGCUCCAGGACUGACUCCUCUAGCGCUGGUCGAUGUUUGGUAUAUGGAACUCCUCAACGCGAAUGCUUCGGUGAUAUCAAGUUAUCAACGGUCGUCUGAUGCCGGGUACUCGCACUACGAAUAUUUCACACAGCUAAUAUGGGCUAAAUCUAAGCAAGUCGGGUGCGGAGGUGUGAAAUUCAAAGAAAAUGUUCAAGGCAAGGAGAAGAAAAGGGACGUUUACCGGCUGGUGUGCAACUUCGCUCCGGGUGGCAACCUGCUAAACCAAUCUGUAUAUGAUGAUGGAAAAAUGUGUUCCAAGUGCCCCGAAGGCACAUGUGACUCCGUUUUUACGGCCCUUUGCAGUUUAAAAUCACAAUCAACAAAAUAUACUAAAUCGGGAAUCACGGAACAUGAAAGUGCUACAUCAACGAACGAAGUUACUAAUUGGAUCUCUAAGGGAUUAAACACAAAUUCAAAAACGAAUAUUAAUUCAACGGUGAUUGAUUCACAUAACUCUGGUACUUUGGGCAAUGACAAUAUAGACAUUUUAAUUCCAUUUGAUUAUGUACCACAUGAAUAUAUAAGACCAACAAUAUUGACAACUACCAAAACUACACCUUCUUGUAAAGAUGUUAUGGUGGUUGAUGAUUUCGUCGAACUAUUGAAAAAAAAGCUAAGUACAGACCCCAUGUUCAAAGAAUUUCUAAAAACUACUACAGUAAGCACGGAACAUUUUGAGAAUGCUUAUACUGAUGCUUUUGCGUUAGUCAAUCGAAUUUAUAGCAGCAAUGAGAAGCUUUCCACUACAAAUAAACCGCAAGAAAGAGAUUCUGUUAACUCUACUCUUCUCGUGGAUUUAGUGGAAGCGGUUAUUUUUAGAAAUAACGAUAAAAUUAAAUCCACUCGGGAACCGAUAUUAGGGACACGGUUUGAGCCGGAUGUAAGUCCUGUAAAAAUUCAAGCUGAACUUGCGGAAGUGAGGCUCAAUUCGGAUUUUACAGGACAUUUAUUUUUUCCCGAGGAUAUUGAAAAUGGAAACAUUGACACAACAGAAGUUUAUUACGAUAUGCCAAGUGUUUCUCUUGAUGAUUUCACAAUUGGUGCUAUAAAAAGAACCAAAGCAACAAAAGACUUUUUAGAGGAAAUCCUUGAAUCUGAAUCUACUACCGAAAAGCAAGAAAGCAGCAAUGAGAUAACAAGAGAACGUCUGUUAAAUAAAAAUCUAAAGAAAAAAUAUGAAUUUAAUAGACGAAAACGAGGAGACAACUUUCAAACCGAUUAUAAUAGUGGUAAAGAUACAGAUUAUAUUGUUGAUCACAUUGCGCCAUUAGAAAAUUUUAAGAAGAGUUUGAGGUCCGAUUGCAGUUAUCACAAGAUAAAAUAUGUCGACUUACUUGACAAAAUAGCGUCAGAUCUAAAAGUACUGAAAUUAAACAAGAGAUUUCAUUGUACACGUAAUAUAUCUCAAAAGAAUUCAUUUAUGGUAAUUUUAAUUUUCCUUGUUAUUUUACAAAUUAUAUUUUAAUGAAUAAACAC